Saitoella complicata NRRL Y-17804 is the source of this 1827-nucleotide messenger RNA. Its product is annotated as TPR-like protein. Lineage: Eukaryota; Fungi; Ascomycota; Saitoellomycetes; Saitoellales; Saitoellaceae. Gene Ontology annotation, biological process: protein import into peroxisome matrix, docking. The transcript has 5 exons. Gene Ontology annotation, molecular function: protein binding. The record is from RefSeq and is a predicted model, not a curated record. Gene Ontology annotation, cellular component: peroxisomal membrane; cytosol. Bases 1 to 1827 code for a protein of 608 amino acids.
AUGUCUUUCUCGUCACUACUCUCGGGAGCAGAGUGCUCCACGUCUGCAAACCCUCUUGCCCAGUUCUCUAAGCAUGCUGCUCAAGAUACGUCCCUUCAGCGAGAUCGCAUGGUCGGCGGGCAACAAGCUCAGAGACCCGGCGGUAUGAGAAGUGCUCAGGCUCCUAUGACAGCACAGGAUGGAAAGUUGAUGGAAGACAUGUUCAACGCCGGGCCUGUUGAGCAGGAAACAUUUCGGUUCGAAGGAAUGAGGAAGCAGCUGAAUGGGAUACAUCGCACAGGUCCGCCACCGAACUGGUCGGCCGAAUUUGGGAACGCGCCGCAGUCCGAGCGGGGAGCAUGGAACGUCCGCGAAUUCGAAGAGAGGGCUAGAUUGGAGGCUUCGUUCAAGCAAAAACCGAAUGCUCAAGGACAAGAUCCAGCAUGGCAGCGCGAAUUUAUGGCUUCUUCUGGUUCACCGAUGCUUGAGCAGCACCAAACCGGAUAUCACGCAUCGAUGCCGUACCAACCUAUGUUUGCCGGGCGCAUGGGCCUUCCCAUGACUUCGUUUCAGGAGCCCAUGAUGACGGAUGUGAAAGGAAAGGGUCGCAUGAUUGAAUUGGAUCCUCACAACUGGGAAGAGCACUUCAAAGCUAUCGAGAACUUGGACAACGCGGAUAAGGAGAAGCUAGAAAAAUUUCAGGAGGAACAGCAGGUAAAGGCAAUCGAAGACGAGGGCCAGGCCUUGCACGACGAAUCACAAUACUUCGGAGAUUUUGAGAGUCUAUGGAAGGGUAUUCAACAAGAUCAUCAGGAGAAUGGUAUGCCAAACCAUCUCGAUUGGGAAUCGGAACUUGCGAACUUUCCAGAGGAUGGUCCUAUGAUGUCCACCGUUCCCCAAUCCUUCACCCCCGAUGGAAAACCCAAUCUCGGCGAGUAUCUCUUCGAGCCCGAUAAUGUUUAUCUCAACCAUGCCGAUCCCUUUGGUGAAGGUAUGGCGCUUAUGGACCAGGGUGGAAGUCUAUCGGAAGCUGCUCUUGCCUUCGAGGCGGCGUGUCAGAAAGAUCUGAAACGCAGUGAGGCAUGGGCUUGGCUUGGUUUUGCUCAGGCACAGAAUGAGAAAGAGGAACCUGCCAUUAGAGCUUUGGAUAGAGCUACCAAACUUGACCCGGCGAACCUACAGGCACUUUUGGCACUUGCUGUAUCUUAUACGAACGAGGGCUACGACACAGCGAGUUACUUGACUCUCGAGCAAUGGAUCACGACGAAAUACCCUCAAUUAGCGCCGAGUACCCCGCCGGCUAUGACGAAUAACCGCUUCCAGGUUCAUGAACGCGUCACCGAACUCUUCCUUCGUGCUGCACGUCAGAGCCCGAACGGUGCAGAGAUGGAUGCAGAUGUUCAGGUUGGUUUAGGUGUGUUGUUUUACGGUGAUGAAGAUUUUGAUAAGGCUGUUGAUUGCUUUGUGACUGCAUUGAGGACUCGCCCGGAUGAUCAUCUUUUAUGGAACAGGUUGGGGGCAACGUUAGCCAACUCGGGGCGCAGCGAGGAAGCCAUCGAGGCCUACCAAAAGGCACUCGAAUACCGUCCAGGUUUUGUUCGUGCAAGGUACAACCUCGGCGUUUCUUGUAUCAACAUUGGCUGCUACACCGAAGCGGCCCAACAUCUCUUGCGUGCCCUUGCCAUGCACCAGGUUGAUGGUGAUGCCGGAGGCGGCGUCAAUAUCUCAAGCAACCUUUGGGAGACGCUGAGGAGGGUGUUUCUGGUCAGUCUGAAUCGGCCUGAUCUGGCGGAGAAGGCUGUGAGUGGAGCGGAUAUCUCGAUCUUUAGGGACGAGUUUGAGUUCUAA